Pygocentrus nattereri (red-bellied piranha) is the source of this 12004-nucleotide messenger RNA. It is a transcript of the gene zzef1, whose product is annotated as zinc finger, ZZ-type with EF hand domain 1. The record is from RefSeq and is a predicted model, not a curated record. Gene Ontology annotation, biological process: regulation of synaptic plasticity; protein ubiquitination. Gene Ontology annotation, cellular component: postsynapse. NCBI's taxonomy places the organism in Eukaryota, Metazoa, Chordata, Actinopteri, Characiformes, Serrasalmidae. Gene Ontology annotation, molecular function: ubiquitin-like protein ligase activity; calcium ion binding; zinc ion binding. The coding region runs from base 122 to 9232 and encodes 3036 amino acids. The transcript has 54 exons.
UGUGACGUCGCCGGCCUGCAACGGUCAGUCGGUCGGUGCGGCGGCGAGAGCGGAGAAUUCGGGAGAGGGGAUUCAGGGAAAACGGCCCGAAACGGAAUAAACACCGAGGCCGCACAACGGCAUGGGGAACGCGGAGAGCGGCGGCUGCGGCGGUGCUGCUGGCGCCUGCAGCGGAGACGAGGAAGACGUGGAGGCGGAGAGCCCGGUGUUCGCGGACGGCGGCGGCGGCGGUGGUAGUGGCAGUAGCCCGGCCUGCGGGGCCGCAGGAGCAAGCGCAGGGGGCACAGCGAGGGGAGCCGGCGGUGCGGCCGUGGCGAGCUCCGGGCUACCCUCUCCCGAGACCCUUAUGGAGCAGGUGAAGCUGAGGGAGGCGGCGGGCCGGGCGGGCGAGUCGGUAGUGGCCGUGUCGGAGUCAGUUCUGGCGAGGAACGAGAGCGCUCUGGUCCGCUGGCUGGAGGAGCGGCUCGGCCGCGGAGAAGAGGCGGUGAGCCUGGAGCAGUUCUGCGAGCUGUUGGAGAGCCGAGACGCGCUGAGGGAUGAGUGCGAGGAGGCUUUUGCUCAGUUUGAUGCUGAGGGCGAUGGUGUUGUUGAUGUGGAGAGCAUGCUAAUGACUCUGAAGAACAGCAACGGAGCCAAUCUGCAGGGAGAGCUCAGUCAUGUGAUCAGGCAACUGCAGGCCUGCUCGCUGACUCCAGGAUUUGUGGAUAUAUUCUCCAAGUCUAAGGACAGACUAGGAGCUCAUGCCUCAAAGAUCCUGAAGUUUCUGCACAGGAACCGCAUCCCCAGCAGUGCCAUUCCCUUCCCUGCUUUGGAGGGCUACAACAGCAUCUGCACCAUGAGAUCUUCCGUACUGCAAGACUUCCUGGAUUAUCUUUUGCAGAAAGAGAAAGACUUGGACAUUCAGUACCGGGCAGAACUGAACCAGGACCCUGAGGUGGAUCGGGUCAAAGUUAUCUCUCAGUGCUACAGCUCUAUCGAGGCCUCGUCCAAUGCCGCUGAUGUCCAUAAGAUGACCAAUGGUGAGACGGUGUCCUUCUGGCAGUCUGAUGGCAGUGCACGCUCACACUGGAUAAGGUUAAAGAUGAAGCCAGAUGUGGUGCUGAGGCGGCUGGCUAUCGCCGUGGCCUCCAAUGACCACAGCUACAUGCCUCAACUGGUAUCGGUGUCUGUGGGGAAGAAUCGGCGUUCGCUGCAGGAGAUCAGAGACGUGCGCAUCCCCAGCAAUGUCACAGGCUAUGUGGCGCUGCUGGACAACGCUAACAUUAGUCACCCAUAUGUUCAGAUCAACAUCAAGCGUUGCGUAAGUGACGGCUGUGACACACGCAUCCAUGGCCUGAAGACUAUGGGCUACCAGGUCACUAAGAGCAAAGAGGUGUCUGUGUCGGAUGCCUCGGCUAUCUGGUACCUCUCUCUCCUCACCUCCCUGGUAACGGCGUCCAUGGAGACCAACCCUGUCCUUGCUCAGACCGUCCUUCAGAGCACGCAAAAAGCCUUACAGCACAUGCCUCCUCUGUCCUUAACUCCAUCCUCCACUGAGUUCCCCAAGUUCUUCUCUCCGAACAUUCUGGAAGAAGUGGAUGCCUUCCUCCUGCGAAUUGCAGAUUGCUGUGUGACUCCGGAUGCUGAGCUGACUCUCUUGGCAUUUGCCCUGGCUCGGGGUAGUGUGGCUAAAGUGCUACUCUCUUUGUCUGGAAUUUGUGAACGAGUGGACUUGGAAUACCGUGCUGCCUCCCUGCUGGCCUCCAUGGCCUCAGUGCGCCUCAGAAUGCUUUACCGAAACGGAAAACCUCUACAGCUGCAUCUGCAGGCCUGUGAUGUGAAGAGCCGAGAUGACAAAUGUGGCCCAGAGAAUAUGCUGACUGAGCCCUCCACGGGAGACGGCUUUCUGACUGAGAGUGGGAAAAGGAGAGCCAGUGUGAUUCUGUCUACAGAGGACCAGACGUGCUUCCAGGUCACACAGAUCAGAAUCAAAGUGCGUAAAGCGGCCAUAGGGGCUAAAUGUGGCCUAGUAUUUGCCUAUAAUGACUCCGAGGGAUUUGAUGCUGAUAAGCAUUUCAAGAGGUUCAAAAAGUAUGACUCCUGGGACUUCAAGGACUACAAAGAGUUUGUUCAGGACAAACAUUCCAAUGCGAGAGCACCAGAGGUGAGCGAGGAAGAACCCGCUGGAUGGUUUGAGCUGGAGGAGGACUGGAACGACGUGGAGAUCAAACUGCAGCAGUGCCGUGUCUCCAACUUCCUGAUGGUGAAGUUCCUGUGCACAAGGCAGGACUCAGCGGAGCGGCUAGGGGUCCAACAGCUGGCCUUCAGUGGCUAUGUGUGUCCAGACACAGAGAGACUGGGAAUAGGGGAGGAGCUGAGCGCACAGCUGGAGGGGGGCGACCAUGGCCUUAUCUCAAGCCUCGCAUUAAUCAAGAAAACCCUUUACUUCAUCCAGCAGCUCACUCGAGACAUGGACAUGUCUCUACACAAGCAGAAGGCUCUGUUAGACUUCAGUGGGCUUAACCUGCCACUCUUCUGGGACUUCUACAGAAAACUCAGGUCUAUAGAUGGAGAUGAAGCAGUGCAGACCCGGGUGCUAUUGCUGCAGCUCCUUCAGAACUGUUUCCCAGCUCUUCCUGCCUUACCGGAGUCCCGAGGCCCCCUGGAAAACACUGCAUCAUCCUCAGCUACAGCAUCUGUGAGCACAGAUGUGAGCCCUGCUGAGGCUGUAGGGGAGCUGUACAGUCAUCUCUGUCAGGUGGUGGAUGGACCUGAAGGAGAGUCUGCAGUAGAGAAAGCUCUGAGGAAAGAGGCAGUGAAGGCAAUCCUUAGUGGUGCGGCCAUUUUCUACCCAGACAAACAGAGUCGACGGGACAAGCUCUUUGACAUGAUGAAGAACAUAACAGAUGAAGAACAGCCAGACUCAGUUAAGCUGACAUUUGAGUCGCUCUGCAAUUAUUUCAGUGAUCAGGACCCAAGUGGUUUGCUGCUGCUGCCUCCCAAAGGAGCUCCUGCUGACUUUGACAUCUCCCCUGUCCUCACAGUCAUGGACACUUUGCUCCAUGUGGCCACAAAAGAGUGUGAAGUAAUGAUGGUGGACUCUAGUGGAAGACCAAGUCGGAAGGUCUUGCUGUCUCUGUUCUGGGCUCUUCAGGGCAGUCUUCUUUCCUGGUGCUUCCUGCAGCUCAAAGGAGGAGCAGCCACAGCCACUGAACUAGCCAGAGACAUCUUGAUCAGAUAUGUGGAUCAGUUCCUGACCGCCACCAGAGCCACCCUGAGCACCCUGCUGGAGACCUACUCCUGCGCUGACAUCACGGCCAAACUCGGCAGCUCCAUCCUUGCCAUGGCAACCAGACAGCUGGCAGUCUUUUUGCUGGAGUUGUGUGCUCUGGACAUCCCUCACUGCGUACUGCUCAGGAGCUUCUUCACUCUGCCGGAACUGCUCAAGGAGCUCUGCAGGAGUACAGAGGAUACCCCAAAGGUUGAUCUGGAGAGCUGUCAGCAUCCCCAGCAGCCAGUGGUAUUAAAGACAUGGACGAUGGAGUCUCCUCAUGACUACGAGGACAGCAAACAUGAAAACACUGUGUUCCUCUGUCCUGGGGCAACAUACUUUGAGGUGGAGUUUGACGACCGCUGUGAGACAGAGAAGAGGUUUGAUUAUUUGGAGUUUACUGAUUCAAGAGGAGGCAAAGUACGAUAUGACAUGAAAGUUGGCACAGAGAAGUGGCCAAAGAAGGUCACAUUCAAAGCUGGUCACCAGCUCCAGUUUCUCUUCCACUCAGACAGCAGUAACACAGAGUGGGGCUACAAGUUCACAGUGACAGCCUACGGUCUGCCGGACAUUAAUGUAUCCUGGAUCUCUGACCUCCAGCUCCUUGUCUCACGGCUGAUGGGCCGCCUGGCCUCCCGAACCAUGGCCCUGAAAUCCACUUAUGGUUGCUCUGAGGUUCGUGGUAUGAAGGAGAUUCCUGCUGCCCUGAUGACCCACGUGCUUGUCUCUCCUCUUUGGAAGCCUGUCUUCAGACAUGGUCUAAGUGGGCCUCCCAGAAGCAGAGAGUCUGAAUCUUGCACCACUGAGGUAAAAUCAGCCUCUUUUGAGGAUGACUUAGUGGAGUUCCUGGUGGAGUUUGCCCGCUGGGAUCCUUCCCAGGAUUCCUGUGAUGGCAGGGGAGAGCUUAAGAGAAAUCUCAUGCUGGCAUGCAAGAAACAUCUAAUAAGAAAUGAGUUUGCUGCAGGGUCGAAGGUCGAUCAGGCAGUUAAUGCAAUCUGGGCUGCUAUGGUGUACCACACCCCAGCCCUUCAGACGUCCCUGAAUAACUUUGUGGCUAAGCAUGGACAGACUUGUGUGAGUGAGGACCUCAUGCAGGUCUACUCACUUGCUGAUGGCAUUAGGACCUGGAUGUUGGAGAUGAAACAGCGCUCCCUAGUGAGCAAGAUGAACUUGCCUGGGGAGACAGGGGAUGGUCAUAGCGAAGUUACAAUGGAGUCUUUGGCCGAGAUCUGCAUCAGUAAGAGCUUGCUGUUAUUCAGGUUCAGUCCUAGCUGUGCUGCCCCUGUACCUCCUCCAGACCCUGAAGCCUCUAAACCAACAGAGGGCAGUAGCACUGCCCAUCUUUUACGCUCUGUCUCCAUGUCUGAAGGAGAUUUCCAGCCAUGUCCAUCUCCCUCAACCUCCCACACUCCCACAGGGGCUGAAGCUGCACCCGCCACUGGGUCAAGCCACCCCCUACGUGUGCAGACCCAGGUGUCCUCUGCCUCAGACCCUGGAGCCUCCAGCAGUGCCAGCACCAGUGCCCAAGGCUCCAGGGGCUCCACUGAGAGCCUUCACUCACAGUCUGGAGAGCCUGCGUCCCCGCUGGCUUUCUCUCGUAAGGCACCUUUCAGCCGCGGCCGCCUGAGGCUGCUGUCCUACCGAUCAGUAGAGGAGACCCGUGCUGCACCGUCGGUCAAGGAGAGAUUUCCCAUUCUCAAACACAUCUUUAGCUUCAUGAAGGACAUGGUGAUUAGUGAGACCAGCCUUCUCCAGACCCUUGCCUUGAAGAAGUCCCAGGCUAUGAGCGUGUGUGAAGUUCUGGAGAUGGUGCAGCAGUGUUUACUAUCCCUAGGAAAACCACAUCUCUUCCAAGCACCCUGUAUUUUGUUCCUCCAGGAGUUUUUGGCCUGCCAGAAAGAUUUUACCAAUUAUUUCUCACAGUUAUCAGGCUGUGGGCCAGAAUUGAAAGAGCAGAUCAGACGUUCCUAUCAUCAGAUAAUUCUUAUGCUCGUAGAGGCAGUGCAAGGCUUCAGUGCCCUCAGUGACAAAGCGCUGUUGCCUGCCCUGUCAUGUGCUCAGACAUGCCUUCUGCACCUGCUGGAUAUGAGCUGGGAGGUGCUGGAUCUGCCUCUGUUUCUGAACAUCAAGCUGCCUGACCUGCUGUUGACCAUGUCUCAAGAGAACAUCAGUGUGCAUGACAUUGCCAUCAGUCAGUGGACUGAAGAGGAUGAGAUCGCAGACUAUGAGAGGAACUCUGAGUGGAUGGAUGAAUGUAUGGACGGCAUGUUUGAGAAAUGGUUUGACAAGAUCGCACAGGCUUCCCCGGAGGACAAGAGAAAGAUGCACAUGUUCAUUGCACGGUACUGUGACCUGCUGAAUGUGGAGAUCUCUUGUGACGGCUGUGAGAGAAUCGCUCCAGGGCACCGCUACCGCUGCCUGCAGUGCAUGGACAUGGACCUGUGUAAAACAUGCUUCCUAAGUGGGGCCAAACCAGAAGGGCAUGAGGAUGACCAUGAGAUGGUAAAUAUGGAGUAUGCCUGUGACCACUGCCAGGGCCUCAUUGUGGGCAGCAGGAUCAACUGUAACGUAUGUGAGGACUUUGACCUCUGCUUUGGCUGCUACAAUGCCAAGAAGUACCCUGACAGUCAUCUUCCCACCCACCGGAUCACAGUCUACCCAAUGGUUACCAUCCGCAUCAGUGACCGGCACAGGCUUAUCCAGCCCUACAUCCACAACUACUCCUGGCUCCUGUUUGCAGGCCUGGCCCUUUUCACCUCCGAGCUGAUCAGUGAGAGGGAGCUGGAGGGUGAGCCACUGGAUGCUGUUGCUCUUGGGUAUGCAGCUUCCCUUCAGACCCGCUGCUCCGAGCUCAUCACAGAAUGUCUGAUGAAGGGGCAGACAGGGAAAGGACUGCGAGCUUCAGCCCUUUUGUCCUUGCUCUCGUCUAAUGAGUCAGCUACAGAAAGUGAGCUGUGUCCCACCACCCCAGAGUCCAGCCAGGAGAUCAGCACGGACACUUCCUCUCUACCCUGCAGCACUGCCGCCAUCUGCUCUCCACCACCCCCUAAAGACAAAAAGAUGAUUACUGAUGCGACCCCUCUUCCUAAAACGCCAUUGGUUACAGAGGAAAAAGAGGGACGAGGGAAGUUGGUUUCUCAGGACACGCUGGACUCUCCCAGUCUGAGUCAGACGUUGUCUGUGUCCAGUGAGGACACUCUCUCUCCAGGGCCCAAGGUUGCUGAGUUAAGCGGUGAGACCUCUGAGAACGUGGACGUCAGUAAAGAUCACGAAAACAGGACUGCUAAAGUGCCCCUGCAGGAGCAUGUGUUCGCUGAGUGCUCCAGGGAGAGGAUUCUGGGGCUGUUGGCAGCCAUGUUGCCUCCAGCUAAACCGGGCAGCACGAUUUCCCUGUCUAGCCUGAGCCCCAUCCUCCCCCUGCUUUUCCGCGUGGUCAUCUCUAAUGCUGGCUGCCUGAAUGAGGCCUACCACCUGACGCUGGGACUUCUGGGCCAGCUCCUGCUGCGAAUCUCACCUGAGGAGGCAGAUGCAGCCGUAAGUGAGGCGCUGUCUGAAAAAUACGAGCUUUUGGCUCUGACUGAUGGAGCUGCCACUGAAACAAAGGGCUGGAAGACCACUCAGCUUCUCUUUGGCCUCGGGGCAGUGUGCCUGGACAGUCGCAUUGGCUUGGACUGGGCUUGCUCAGUGGCAGAUAUCUUGAGGAACCUAAAUGCUUGUCCUCAGUGGUGUAGCGUUAUUGCUGCCUUCACUGACCACUGCAUUCAGCAGUUACCACAGCAACUCAAACGAAGCAAUGUCUUCACUCUACUUGUGCUGGUGGUCUUCCCUGAGGUGCUGUGUAUGGGUACACAGUCUGUGUUCAUAGACAACGCUAAUGAACAACACAGUGUCAUUCUUCUCAAACACUUCACCGAGAAGAAUCGGGCUGCGGUUGUGGAUGUGAAAACCCGUAAAAGGAGGACUGUCAAGGACUAUCAGCUGGUGCAGUCUGAUGAGAGUAGCAGCAGUCUGGAGAGUUCAUCUUCAUUGCACAGCUCUGUCCACCCGAAUCGCUACUUGAAGAAUUUCAUCUCUAUAGUGAACCACCUCCUGCAGACUGGGGUAGAGAGCAGUGCCCCCGAUGCAGUGGAGGCCACCUGGGUCCUCUCGCUUGCUCUGAAAGGCCUCUACAACACUCUCAAGAAACAUGGUGGAGAGCAGGCUCAGGAAGCCAUCCAGAGAGCCGGCCUCACCCAGCUGCUGGUCCGCAAGUGUAGCAAAGGCACAGGCUUCAGCAAGAUGUGGCUGUUGCGCGACCUGGAAAUUCUUUCCAUUAUGCUGUACUCCUCCAAGCGGGAGAUCCACUCCAUGGCGGAAGACAGUGAUUGCGCGGAUCGUGAGGAGGACAGGGAGAGGGAGAAGGAGCACGACUCUGACCACUCCAGCUGCUGUACUGAUGAUGCUGACCCCAACAGGCCUGACCCACUGGAGGGGCUAGAUGAGGAAACAAAAGCCUGCUUCCAGCUUACCCAUGAUGCCCUAAAUGCUCCUCUGCACAUCCUGAGGGCCAUGUAUGAGCUCCAGAUGAAGAGAACCGACUCCUUCUUCCUGGAGGUGCAGAAACGGUUUGAUGGAGAUGUAAUAAAGACAGAUGAGACUAUCCGGACACUUGCACAGAAGUGGCAGCCUGCCAAACGGCCGCGCUCAGAGGAACGGAUCGCCAAAGCCGUGGACACGGACAUGAUCGUCAUCCCCUGUGUGUCUAAGCCCAUCCGCUGUGAGAAGGCCACAGAGGAAACCAACAUGGUGACGCAGAAGCUGAUCACCAUUACAGAGAGCGACCUACAGCUCAGUUAUGCCAAACAGAGGCGCACUAAGAGCUCAGCCCUCCUUCAUAAAGAACUGGAUGCGCGCAGCAACAAGUCUGUCCGUCAGUACCUUUUCAAGGUGAAUGAAGCCAUCGCUAUCCUCUACGCUCGGCAUGUACUGGCAUCCCUGUUGGCCAACUGGCCCUCUAGUGCCCCCAUCAGGGAGGAGGACCUGGAGUUGAGUGGAGCUUCUCACAUGGCCUACAUCCUGGACAUGCUGAUGCAGCUGGAGGAGAAAGCAUUGUGGGAGAGGAUUCUGCAGAAAGUGUUGAAGGGCUGCAGCCAAAACCUGCUGGGUAGUCUGUCCCUGACAGCUUGUCAGUUCAUGGAAGAGCCCGGGAUGGCUGUGCAGGUCCGGGAGUCCAAACACCCGUACGACAACAACACCAACUUUGAGGACAAGGUGCACAUCCCUGGGGCCUUUUAUCUGUCGGUCAAGUUCGACUCGCGCUGCCAAACUGAAGAGGGCUGUGACGAGCUCCAGCUGGCCAGCAGCGCUGACUUCCAGCAGGACUUGCACACCUUCAGUGGCUCCUUCCAGAAAUGGGCUGAUGUGGAGAUACCAGGGGACACUCUUUACUACAGGUUCAUAUCAGACCUGAGUAACACAGAGUGGGGCUACAAGUUCACUGUGACCGGAGGACAUCGUGGACGCUUCCAGACUGGUUUUGAGAUCCUGAAGCAGAUGUUGGCUGAUGACCAGGCUCUCGCCCACCUCCCACUGACCGACAUCUGGGAAUGGCAGGUGGGCGUGGCCUGUCGUCAAACAGGUAGCCAGCGACUGAAGGCUAUUCACCUGCUGCUGCGAAUACUGCAGCGCCCUUCUCAAUGGGGCUGCGAUUUGACCCUCCUGAGGCCCCUAUGGCAGCUCUUCACCACCAUGGAGAGUGGUGUAAGUCAGGACCCCACCAGCAUCACUGUUCUUCUGCCUCUUCAUCGUGCCCUUACUGAACUCUUCUUCAUUGCUGAGGCCAAGGCCAUGGAACAGGGCAUUCUGCAGGAGUAUCUACUCGCUCUCACCACCAACGAGCAGCUCCUCACACGCACAGCUCAGGCCCUGAAGAACAUCGCUGCCAUCAGUUUGGCCAUCAAUUACCCAAAUAAAUCCACCAUGCUGCUGAACCUUUCCCCCUGAGUGCUAGCGAGCCGGGACUGCCAGCGCAGUGUCCUCUCGUGGCCACAUUAGUGAGGCAGGUAAUGGGUGCACCAGGAGAGCCCCUCAGAAAGUCUUCCAGAAUCAUCGCCCAUAAACCGGAGCCACUCCCCUGCGUUCUAACAGGAACAGAGCGAAGAGUUAUCUCCCCAUCAUUUUUAUUGGUAAUGGUUGGUGAUUUCAGGGGAUUUCAAUGGAAAGGCUCCCGUAACCGUGACUUUUUGCCUUAGGUGAGACCAAGGAUUUCCGAAGACGGUGAGGGGGAGAAAGCUGUGCAGCAUUUUGUUUUGCUUUUAUGUUUUUUUCCUUUCUUUUCAUUUUUGUAUGCUCUCUUAAUUUAUCUGCUUUACUUGAAGCCCCAUCGAGUGCUUAAAACAGGUCAUCACAGUGUGCCAAAUUUCCCACAGGUCUUUCUUCCAUUUAUUUAUGCUCAUCUUUUUUCAUCAUUGAAAGGGGAAAAAAGAAAAAGGAACGCACUCUGGGUGAGACAAUCGAUCAUAGUGAAAGCAGGUCACCUUUCCUUGCUUCACACACACUCUUCCGCCUCUCUCUGUGGACACAUGCCGCCUAAAAAUACGAGCGUGCAGUCUCAUCCGUCAGCGUGGCCCGAGACUUCAGCUCAGACGAAAACUCCAAAACGAAGCGGCACAUACCACAAACUUCUCUGCUCGAAUAGCCACUUGAACUUCAAGACCUUUGACACCAUUAGAAGAGGCGAAUGUAAAGGAACAGAUUUUGUCUUUUCUUUUAAAUUUGAAUGUUCACUCCGUCUGUAUACUGUAAUCUAGUAGCCACACUUGAAACACCACAUUCAGUCGUCAUUUGACGUAACAGUUUGGGAUAUUAUUUUGAGGUGCCAUGCAGAUACCACAGGCACCCUUCAGCUGGUCAGUCAUAACUAGAUUGGUCUUGGGUCAGUUACAAUGGGUAUAGAAGGUAAAUAUGAAAAUAAUACCCCCCUGGCUUGAGCUCUUUGAAAGGUCACAGGCUAACCUCCAGUGACCUAAUUUAAAUUGAAUUCACACUAAAGGGUGGUUUAAGUGAUGUCGUUUCCUAAAUUGAGAGAGGGUCACUUUGUCUCACUGUUCUGCGUCUUGGUGUAGCACUUGGUGUAUAAUGUAUGCAACACACAUCUGCAUGGAGUUUGACAUUCAAAGUCUGAUUUCAUUCGAGUAGAACUGUCACUCAGUACAGAUAUAAGCUGAAUUCAUUCUCUUUGGCUGCGCUGAAUGUUUCCAAACCUGAAAUGCUACUGAGAGAGUUGUUCUGGAGAAAGUAUAUGUAGAGCUCGAGAAUUGAUCACUUGUCUGCUGAAGUGGCUCUUAGAUGAUGCUGUUUUUGACCACAAGGUACGUGGUGCAGUGACUAUAUAUAAUAAUAAAUAGAAGCCUAUUUUCCACAUGCAGGUGGUCGUAAUCUUAAUGUGGAAGCUUCGGCCUCCAAGUGCUCGAAAAACAGCCAAACCUAGCUUUUCUACUAUAUUGGAUGAAUAUAAAUGGUCAGUUGUGAAUAAAUAUGGUUCUCCUUCGUGGGUGCUCAUCAUAGAAACGUGGAACCUAUAUGCACAGUUAGGCACAGUGCUUUUGAGUGUGUUACUCACUGAACAACAAUGAAAGAAGCACGCUUAAGAGUUUGAAAAGGCUUCAUCUGAAUACCCCCUCUAGUCAAAAAUGCUAAUGUUGCUAACAUUGAGUGAAAACCAAUAGCAACCAAUUAACAAUUUUAGAGACAGUGGCUACUAGUUUGUGUUUAUGCUUGGCCAUAUUAGCAAGUUGGAAAAUAGUUUCUUUCUGAAUUGGAGAGUUAGAUGAGCGUCUCGUUGAGGGAACUGAUUUUAAUAGUAUAGGCAAUGAGCUGGCAGUAGGGUUUCAUUCGUUUAUGAUAUUUGUUUUCUUUUCCCCCUGAAACCAACAGAUCUUUUCAUGGUGCACCUUAAUCACAUGUAUGUUAAUCAUAAUUACAAUUAUAAUGCUUAUUUUGAUUUGGUUUUAUUUUAGUGGGUAAAAGUCAGCAAAGAUGGUUAUUAAUGCCAAAGAAAGCAUCCGACACACUAAAAAGUUGCGACUCGUCAUCAAGAACAUCCAUAGUUCCAUUAAUCUUGGUCGUAUAACAGGAUAGUGUGCAACUAAAAAAAUAGGUUAUUCUGAAAAUUUUUUAUUUUUUGACUUUGCAGACUGACUUGGCUGUUUGUUAAAGCGACGACCGAGACUGGCAUGAAGGUUUGACAAAGACCCUUCAGUCUUCAGUGAUUUUGUUUACACAAAUGCUAGUUAUGGAGCGUUAGCCACUUCCCAGUGCCUGAACUCCAGUUUCAUGACGGCUGCCAGGUGGAAUUCCCGUCUCUCGAAGCCUCAGAUAUUAACAAGCGUGCCUAUGUUUGAAACGAAGCAAUCUUAAUUUAAGAUGAAUCGUAUGCUAGUAAGAGAAUUUCUCAGCAGUUAUAUUUUUAAAAUAGAACUAUAUGGCUUGAUUUGAAGCAUCUUUUUAUUUUCACGAAUGUCUUUUUUUCCAUUACUUUGACGUUUAAUUUGAAUUGACAUGGAUUGAAUGUAUAUAGCUGUGAAUAAUAAUGAUAAUAAUUGCACAUAUAGGAAUACAAAUCUUUCAUAUCAGCUCUCUCCCCUAAAUAAAUAUCAGAAUGAUUUAAUAUAUUGUUCUUGGUUGACACUUUGAUUUUUGUAUGCCAUGGCACUUAAAAAAAAAAAAAAAAGAUUUGAGUUUAUCUGUAAUUCGUUUUUAAUUAAAAUGCUAUUA